Molecule: messenger RNA, 1178 nt
Organism: Eriocheir sinensis (Chinese mitten crab)
Lineage: Eukaryota; Metazoa; Arthropoda; Malacostraca; Decapoda; Varunidae
Exons: 2
Coding region: 41-478 (145 amino acids)
Source: RefSeq, a predicted model, not a curated record
ACUCCCGCCACCCCCGCCGGCCCACACAGAUGGCUGGAACAUGCUGCACAAGGCUCCAGCGGGCGGCCAUGACGGAGAGGCGGGGAGGAGGAAGAGAAAGUGGAGGAACCCAAUUUUCCGGCCCCCCAUGCCACCCCACCCUAACCGUCCCCCUCCUGCCCGCCUCGCACACCUUACACCCUACCAAAUGUAUAUGCAAGCACUCCACAACGCCCUUCAACACCAGACUACACCACUUACACCUACUCCAGCUGCAGCCCUUCAACCCACAGAGGCCGCAAGAAGCUCCCACUACCAACGAGUCACACCACCUCCAACAGAACGCAGUGGGAGGGUGUGGCCGCUCUUCAUGCCCCACCGCCUCCGGGAGACACGGGAGGCGGCGCUGCAGUGGCUGAUGGCUGACGGGGAGAUGCAGGAGCGGAUGACGGAGGGCUACGAGGAGUGGUCGGUGACAACUGAGGAUCCGAGUGAGUGAGGGAAGAAGAGAAAACUGGAGAGGAGAGAAGAGAAGAAUAGAUAGAAAAAAAGAGGAGAAGGCGGCCGCUGGUGAAGAUGAGCCGUGCGUGUGUUGCUCGAUGGACGUGAAGAGGAGAAAGAGGAAGAGAAGGUGCUGAAGAGACGAAGGAGGGAUAAAAGAAGAGAGAAAAAGAGGCGAAGACCCUUACAAAAAUCAGUCAGACAUUUCAAAACACAGAGUACAAUUUUUUUUAGUGUAGAUGUUAUUGAUAGCACACACACACACACACACACACACACACACACACACACACACACACACACACACAUUCACACACAUUUUACUUGGUAUUUAUUUUGUUUAUUUAUAAUGUCAUGUUAACUUUACCUGUCAUCUGUUUGGUUUUCUAUUACUCUUAUUUGUGUAUUCAUUCAUUCACGGAAACUCGAUUGAUUCAUGUGUAUGUAUGUAUAUAUGUAUGUUUUAAUGUGCUUAUAAAUACUAAUAAAUGUCAUACGGGUUAUUUAUUUACUUUCAUAUAUUAUACAGUUAUAUUUUCUAAUGCCGCGGAGAUUAUCAUACCAGUGUUCUGUAUUAAAGUAAAUGAUGUGUUCUGCCUUCAUCAGUGGUUUAUGACUUUCUGUGUUGUCGGUUUUAUCGCAUGCUGUGUUGCCUUGGUUGAUGUGUAUCUCUGAGGUGAAAACUAAUAAACAGAAAA